AUGCGCGACGGUGGGAGCGAACUUGCUGAUGUUGUUUCUGCAGCCUUGGUGCGACCAGCUGACGAGGUUGAGAAGCAAGCCACCAACGCAUCCCAAGCCGCUGAUUCAGAAGUUGCUGAUUCCGAAGCCGCUGAUUCCCAAGCCGCCGCUGAUUCCCAAGCCGCUGAUUCCCAAGCCGCCGAUUCCCAAGCCGCUGAUUCCGAAGACGGUGAUUCCGAAGCCGCUGAUUCAGAAGCCGCUGAUUCCGAAGCCGUUGAUUCACAAGCCGCUGAUUUCGACGCUGCUGAUUCAGAAGCCGUUGAUUCCAAAGCAGCUGAUUCCGACGCUGCGGAUUCCGACGCUGAUUCUGUUGCAGCAGAUUUCGUCACAGCAGGUUCCGUCGUUGCGUCGUGGCGAGCGCACGCGUGGUUGCAUUCCGCGGCGGCGUGA
Molecule: messenger RNA, 429 nt
Organism: Closterium sp. Yama58-4
Lineage: Eukaryota; Viridiplantae; Streptophyta; Zygnematophyceae; Desmidiales; Closteriaceae
Source: the annotation of a GenBank genome assembly